AUGGGUCUGAUUGAAAAUGAACUUGCUCGACACUCUUUUUCUGCUAAUACCAUACAAGAUGACAUGCUCCCUUUCAUGAUCAUUAAUCCUCUUAAUGAGAUUGGCAAUAGCAUGGAGAACUCUAACAGCAAAUUUAUUGGUCUAGACUUUGCGUAUACAGUUCAAAGAGAAAACAACCACCUUCAACUGCAAAGAUUGAUUGUAUCUGAGUAUGAAGUGGCAGUUGUUAAUGAGGAAGUUGAAAAUGAAACAAACACAGUUGUUAUAAGUGGUAGAAACAAUUUUGUUUGGUUGCCAAGAAUUAUGGCCCAGAAUACAAAACUUCAUUAUCAAAGAGAAGACUUACAGCAGUUGAUGAAUGUUCCAGGAAAUUGA
Messenger RNA from Phycomyces blakesleeanus NRRL 1555(-), 375 nucleotides. RefSeq lists its product as hypothetical. NCBI's taxonomy places the organism in Eukaryota, Fungi, Mucoromycota, Mucoromycetes, Mucorales, Phycomycetaceae. The record is from RefSeq and is a predicted model, not a curated record. The transcript has 2 exons. The coding region runs from base 1 to 375 and encodes 124 amino acids.